This is a messenger RNA of Egretta garzetta (little egret), 2949 nucleotides long. It is a transcript of the gene ADAMTS14, whose product is annotated as ADAM metallopeptidase with thrombospondin type 1 motif 14. Gene Ontology annotation, cellular component: extracellular matrix. Gene Ontology annotation, biological process: extracellular matrix organization; proteolysis. NCBI's taxonomy places the organism in Eukaryota, Metazoa, Chordata, Aves, Pelecaniformes, Ardeidae. Gene Ontology annotation, molecular function: metalloendopeptidase activity. The record is from RefSeq and is a predicted model, not a curated record. The transcript is spliced from 22 exons. Bases 1 to 2949 code for a protein of 982 amino acids.
AUGGCUGGAGGCAGCCGCGCGUUGCAUCCCGCCUUCGGGAGAAAGCACGGCUGGGGGUGGUGGGACAAGCCCUGGCUGGAGAGGUCCUGCCUUGGUGAUCUGAACGUCUCCUACGGGAAGGACCUGAGAUACGUGUGUCAGGCUGGCCUGAUUCGGACAGACAGCAACGAGUUCUUCAUCGAGCCCCUGGAGAGGGGGCAGCAGGAGACGGAGGAGCACGGGAGGGCCCACGUGGUCUACCGCCGGUCGGCCAUCCGGCAGGAGGGCACUGAGCCCCGCCAGGACCUCCACCCCGAAGCGCCCAGCGUGCGGGUGGGCGAUCUCCCCAACUCCCUGGAGCUGAUGACGGAGCAGCUGGGGGACGCGGAGCGCAAGAGGCGUCACGCCAGGAAGGACGACUACAACAUCGAGGUCUUGCUGGCGGUGGAUGACUCGGUUGUACGCUUCCAUGGGAAGGAGCAUGUCCAGAACUACGUCCUUACCCUCAUGAACAUAGUUGAUGAAAUUUAUCACGAUGAGUCCCUGGGCGUCCACAUCAACAUCGUGCUGGUCAGGAUGAUCAUGGUGGGAUACCGCCAGUCAGUCAGCCUGAUAGAGCGAGGGAACCCGUCUCGGAGCUUGGAGCAGGUCUGCCGCUGGGCUCACUCGCAGCAGCGCUCUGACCCAGAGCACGCCGAGUACCACGACCACGCUGUAUUCCUCACCAGGCAAGAUUUUGGUCCCGCAGGUAUGCAAGGUACUGUAUUUAUCUCGAUCAGCUGCUUUGAGAAGGUCCUUGUCAUCGCGGAGGCUUCGCUGAGGUUGCGUGGCGUGUUGCAGGCAGAAGCGAACUCGCUCUGCAGGUUAGGCAUGGAGCACGACGGCCAGGGCAACCGCUGUGCUGACGAGACCAGCAUGGGGAGCAUCAUGGCACCGCUGGUCCAGGCCGCCUUCCACCGCUACCACUGGUCCCGCUGCAGCAAGCAGGAGCUCAACCGCUACAUUCACUCCUACGACUGCCUCCUGGAUGACCCCUUCGAGCACCAGUGGCCCACGUUACCCGAGCUGCCGGGCAUUAACUACUCCAUGGACGAGCAGUGCCGCUUCGACUUCGGCGUGGGCUACAAAACGUGCACGGCGUUCCGCACCUUCGACCCCUGCAAGCAGCUGUGGUGCAGCCACCCGGACAACCCCUACUUCUGCAAGACCAAGAAGGGGCCACCCUUGGAUGGGACCGAGUGCUCUCCGGGCAAGUGGUGCUUCAAGGGUCACUGCAUCUGGAAGACAUCGGAGCAGCCCUACAGCCAGGACGGCAGCUGGAGCUCCUGGUCCAAGUUCAGCUCCUGCUCCAGGACCUGCGGGGGAGGCGUGCGCUCGCGCAGCCGGAGCUGCGACAACCCGCCCCCGGCGUACGGCGGGCGCCACUGCCCGGGAGCCACCUACGAGUACCAAGUGUGCAAUGCCGAGGAGUGCCCGGGGCCCUACCAGGAUUUCCGCGCCCAGCAGUGCUCCAAGCGCAACUCCUACUACACCCACCAGAACAGCAAGCACGCCUGGCUUCCCUACGAGCAUCACGACGAUGCUCAGAAGUGUGAGCUGAUCUGCCGGUCGGAGGGAACGGGGGACGUGGUCUUCAUGAAUCAGGUUGUUCACGACGGUACCCGGUGCAGCUACCGAGACCCCUACAGCGUCUGCGUCCGGGGCGAGUGCGUGCACGUCGGCUGCGACAAGGAGGUCGGCUCCCUGAAGCAGGAUGACAAGUGCGGGGUCUGCGGGGGGGACAACUCCCACUGCCGGACGGUGAAGGGCACGCUGGCCAAGACCCCCAAGCAGCCGGGUGAGCUGAAGAUGUUUGAGAUCCCAGCUGGGGCAAGGCACCUUCAGAUAGAAGAGAUGGAGCCGGCGUCCCACAGCAUCGCUGUUAAGAAUCAAGCCACGGGUGACUUCAUCCUUAACGCCAAAGGCAAAGAAGCCAAAAGCCAAGUGUUCAUUGAGAUGGGCUUGGAGUGGGAAUACACCGUUGAACACGGCAAGGAGAGCCUGAAAACCAGUGGUCCUCUGCACGAGGCCAUCAGCGUUUUGGUCAUCCCUCAGGAGGAGGAGGAGGUGAGGAGCAGCCUGAUGUACCGGUACAUCAUCCACGAAGACCUGCUGCCCAUGAUUGGAAACAACAACGUCCUGCUGGAGGAGAUGGAUUCCUACGAGUGGGCCCUCAAGAGCUGGUCUCACUGCUCCAAGGCAUGCGGAGGAGGAAUAGUGAUCUUGGAGAUGAUUGCUCCUAAAGCUCGCAUGGACACACUGGGAGGUGCUGUGCCGGAGGGCAGGCAGCGCACCUGGGUGGCCGAGGAAUGGGGUGCCUGCAGCAAGUCCUGCGGCAAGCUGGGGGUGCAGGCGCGGGCGGUGCAGUGCGUGCAGCGCCUGCAGGACGGCACCAACCGCACCCUGCACACCAAGUACUGCCCCGGGCAGCGGCCCGAGACGCGCCGGCCCUGCAGCCGCCUGCCCUGCCCCACACAGUGGAGGACGGGCGCCUGGUCUGAGGUGAGCUGGGGUGGGGGGGAAGGAGCCCCCCGGCCUCACGGCGGGGUCUGGAGGAGGGGGACCGGGGCUGGGAGCGAAGGCUCAGGUGCUUGCAGAUGCCCCCAACCUCCUGUGGCGGCCGGGCAUCGCGGUGCUCUCUCCACAGGGAAGCUCUCUGGCGUCACCUCCAGUGCUGACGACCACGGCACGCCCAAAGGGCAGCAGGUACCCCAGGACGGACCCAAAAAUCCCGUGAGCAAGAUCUCCUCCAGGGAGCCUUGCCUCGGGGACAAGUCCAUCUUCUGCCAGAUGGAGGUCCUGGCUCGCUACUGCUCCAUCCCCGGUUACAACAAGCUCUGCUGUGAAUCCUGCGGCAAGAAAGCCUCCUCCUCCGGCCACCAGCACCCUUGGGACCCAGCGGCUGUGGGGCAUCGAAAUGGGGAGGACUAG